This is a messenger RNA of Rotaria socialis, 252 nucleotides long. The record is from the annotation of a GenBank genome assembly. Lineage: Eukaryota; Metazoa; Rotifera; Eurotatoria; Philodinida; Philodinidae.
AUGCUGCGUGAACGUAUCACACGAAACAAGGAAUUGUUACGUGAUUAUGAAAUAGAUUUAGGCAAAUUAUGUCAAGCAGGGAUUUUGUUACGUGAAAAAGAUAUUUUAUUACAAGAUCUUGAAACGGAUGAACAAACAAAAAAUGGUGAAGCGUUAUAUCUUCAAAAUACUCUUAAAGAAACUCAAGAUAAUUUAAAUCCAGAAAAACGUCUUAAUUCAUCAAUAAAACGGGCGAGCAAGUUUUUAUUCUAG